Schizophyllum commune H4-8 is the source of this 894-nucleotide messenger RNA. RefSeq lists its product as uncharacterized. The record is from RefSeq and is a predicted model, not a curated record. The transcript is spliced from 11 exons. Bases 1 to 894 code for a protein of 297 amino acids. Lineage: Eukaryota; Fungi; Basidiomycota; Agaricomycetes; Agaricales; Schizophyllaceae.
AUGGCUACGCCCGCGUCCCCGAUCCCGGACGUGACGGCGAUCCUGGGGCCCAUUCUCAUCGGCUCAGCGAUCUCGUGGGUGUUCUGGGGCCUGCUGACGAUGCAGGUCAUUCAAUACUACGUUUCGUACAAACGGGAUCGCACGCCUUUGAAGACUUUGGUUGGCGUGGUUUGGGUCCUGGAUGGGGUUCAUGCCAUCGUAUCCUUCUAUGCCGUCUACCGAUGUCUCGUGAACGAUUUGGAGAGUUUCCGCCACGAGCCGUCGUCACCAUUCUGGUGCAAGGAUUCUGCUUUUGGCGUAUAUGGCAGCGUAGCGCGAUUGCCGGCAGGCUCAUACGGCAUUCCGACAGUGUAUCGCAACCCCAUUCCCGUCGCUCUGUUUCUAUCAUGGUCGUGCCAGCACCUGUCGUCCGAUGAGCUCACUGGUGCCGUCCAGGGAACGUCCUACGGCUACCUUGCGGACGUGCUGAUCGCGGAUACGACGAUGGCAACGAUGUUGUCUCUCCUGCUCUAUUUCCAACGCCGGAAAACACCUUAUAAAAGGACCAGCCAGAUGCUCACCCGCCUGCUCUUCUACUCCGUCAACACGGGUACCUGGACGGCCGUGUUCGUGAUUGCGACCAUAGUUCUCUGCAAACACCCCAAGGAGACCGACUGGUGGGCGGCCAUCCUCGACCAGAGCAUCUGUGGCGUCUACAGCAACACCUUGCUCGCGAAUCUCAACGCGCGCGACUUCGCCGCGGGCGAGCGGGACGUGACGCUCUCGGCGCGGCGGACGUCGGCGCUGGGGGCGGAGUGGAUGUCGCGGGGGGCGGAGUGGGCGUCGCGGGGUGAUUCGUCGGCGACGGAAGACGUAUUAGCGUUUGCGCACACGAAGCGGAGUCAGGUGAGUUAG